GUGAGAAGGACCGCAAUUUGAACUUCGCCAAGCUCCAUCGGCUAAUCAAAUCACAGGUACUAGUGACUGAUAGCACGAGGCAUCAGCUCCUUUUACUUUGUACAAAUGUUGAAAUGGCAGUCGCCAUGCAAAUCACUGGGCAAUGCAGCACGUCAGCUAUUAUGGGACAUGCGCGACCUGCCGUGCCACAUGGCACUGCGCCCUGCUAGGCUGCAAUUGUAGCACAUGGUCUUCGCAAUAUCUUGAAGCCAUAAAAACACUGCAUGGAACCUAUUGUCGUAUGUCGGAUAAUCACGCUUUCGAACCCCAAUAACGAUAUACCACCAAACAUCCUCUAUCAUUCAACCACAACACCACCGCUAUGAAUACAGAUGUGCUCCUCCGUCGUAUCAGCAUCAUAUCGUUGCCACCGGCCUUCAUCCUACUUCUCGCACAUGGAAUAGUAUCAAGUUACGCGUUUCCAGCCCUUGGCAUACUCCCACUGGCAUGCUCUGCCUUCCUCAAUGGGGUCCUCCUAUACCGCGACAAACUAGCCAGCACCGGGUCUCCUAUUCAAGCCCUAUCACCAUCAAACGUCCUAUGGGGUGAUACCGCGCUUGCCAUCUUCCAUAUUUCAUUCCUGAUUCCGAGCUGGAUCUUUUUGGAGGUUGCCAACGCAAGGGGUUUGAUUCCGUUGGGGACGUAUGGGACAGUAUUCAUGAUGAUUGACUUUGGUAUUCACACGUACUUUGUCGUGACGGGGGUUUGGCACAUUUUAACAUCUUCUAGCUGCGACUGCCAGCAUUGUCGCAGUGUCAUGGCCAGGGGCAGUAUCCUGCCUAGAUAUGUAUCCGAGUACACGCCGCUUAGCGAGGCCGAUGACGAGCAGGACAUUAGUCCUGAUGUUGAGGCGGGUACUUGACCACAUAUAGAUUAGAGAUUUGGAAAUAUCAAGGCAUAAUCUCUAGUAUACUUGCGACUUGCCGGCGUUCUGAUAAAGAGCGAGAUGCAGUAUAGACGGUAUGCGAUGGAUUACAUAUUCAAAGCAUAGGUACUUGGCUCCAUAAUCACCCAUACAUAAUAACAACGCAUUGGAUUGAACAGAAGCC
Pseudomassariella vexata is the source of this 1088-nucleotide messenger RNA. RefSeq lists its product as uncharacterized. The transcript has 2 exons. The record is from RefSeq and is a predicted model, not a curated record. NCBI's taxonomy places the organism in Eukaryota, Fungi, Ascomycota, Sordariomycetes, Amphisphaeriales, Pseudomassariaceae. Bases 362 to 901 code for a protein of 179 amino acids.